Nothoprocta perdicaria is the source of this 1761-nucleotide messenger RNA. It is a transcript of the gene SND1, whose product is annotated as staphylococcal nuclease and tudor domain containing 1. The transcript is spliced from 17 exons. The record is from RefSeq and is a predicted model, not a curated record. Bases 1 to 1761 code for a protein of 586 amino acids. Gene Ontology annotation, molecular function: nuclease activity; RNA binding. Gene Ontology annotation, cellular component: nucleus; cytosol. NCBI's taxonomy places the organism in Eukaryota, Metazoa, Chordata, Aves, Tinamiformes, Tinamidae. Gene Ontology annotation, biological process: mRNA catabolic process.
AUGAACGGAGACCCUCAACCCUGCGGCUUCCUGCACGYGCUGGAAUCCCGAGUGCUUUCGGGCUGUGCCAUCAUCGUGCGGGGGCAGCCGCGYGGGGGGCCGCCCCCCGAGCGCCAGAUCAACCUGAGCAACAUCCGCGCCGGGAACCUGGCGCGCCGCGCGGCCGCCGGCCAGCCCGACGCCAAGGACACCCCCGACGAGCCGUGGGGCUUCCCCGCGCGCGAGUUCCUGCGCAAGAAGCUCAUCGGCAAGGAGGUGUGCUUCACCGUGGAGUACAAGACGCCGCAGGGCCGCGAGUACGGCAUGGUGUACCUGGGCAAAGACACCAGCGGCGAGAACAUAGCCGAGUCGCUCGUGGCCGAAGGACUGGCCUCCCGCCGCGAAGGAAUCCGAGCCAAUAAUCCCGAGCAGAACAGGCUGGCGGAGCUGGAGGAGCAGGCGAAAUCCGCCAAGAAGGGCAUGUGGAGCGAGGGCACGGGCUCGCACACCAUCCGGGACCUCAAGUACACCAUCGAAAACCCUCGCCACUUUGUGGACUCCAUGCACCAGAAGCCGGUCAAUGCCAUCAUCGAGCAUGUCCGGGAUGGCAGCGUGGUGAGAGCCCUCCUCCUCCCAGAUUACUACCUGGUCACUGUCAUGCUCUCGGGCAUCAAGUGCCCCACGUUCAAGCGGGAGGCGGACGCCACCGAGGUGCCCGAGCCGUUUGCGGCGGAAGCCAAGUUCUACACGGAGUCCCGGCUGCUGCAGAGGGAUGUGCAGAUCGUCCUGGAGAGCUGCCACAACCAGAACAUCCUGGGCACCAUCCUGCACCCGAACGGGAACAUCACGGAGCUGCUGCUGAAGGAGGGCUUUGCCCGCUGCGUGGACUGGUCCAUCGCCGUGUACACCCGCGGCGCCGACAAGCUGCGCGCCGCCGAGCGGUACGCCAAGGAGCGCAAGCUGAGGAUCUGGAGGGACUACGUGGCCCCCACGGCGAACCUGGACCAGAAGGACAAGCAGUUCGUAGCCAAGGUGAUGCAGGUGCUCAACGCCGACGCCAUCGUGGUCAAGCUGAACUCGGGCGACCACAAGACCAUCCACCUGUCGAGCAUCCGCCCGCCGCGGCUCGAGGGCGACAGCGCGCAGGACAAGAACCGCAAGCUGCGGCCGCUCUACGACAUCCCUUACAUGUUCGAGGCCCGCGAGUUCCUGCGCAAGAAGCUCAUCGGCAAGAAGGUGAACGUCACCGUGGACUACAUCCGACCGGCCAGCAGCGCCACCGAGACCGUGCCCGCCUUCUCCGAGCGCACGUGUGCCACCGUCUCCAUCGGAGGCAUCAACAUCGCCGAAGCCCUGGUCAGCAAGGGCCUGGCCACCGUCAUCCGCUACCGGCAGGACGACGACCAGCGCUCCUCGCACUACGACGAGCUGCUGGCCGCCGAGGCCCGGGCCAUCAAGAACGGCAAGGGCUUGCACAGCAAGAAGGAGGUGCCAAUUCACCGGGUGGCCGACAUCUCCGGGGACACGCAGAAGGCCAAGCAGUUCCUGCCGUUCCUGCAGCGCGCCGGCCGCUCCGAGGCCGUGGUGGAGUACGUGUUCAGCGGCUCCCGCCUCAAGCUCUUCAUGCCAAAGGAAACCUGCCUCAUCACCUUCCUGCUCGCAGGUAUCGAGUGUCCGCGCGGCGCCAGGAACCUGCCGGGGCUGGUGCAGGAGGGAGAGCCCUUCAGCGAGGAGGCCACGCACUUCACCAAGGAGCUGGUGCUGCAGCGCGAGGUGCGUUGA